UUCCCCUCUCCUCAAUCCCUCCCUUUCCUGGUUACGCAAACACAGAGCAGGCGGGAGAAACCGGGCUCCGUUCAGGGGGAGGUAGGAGCGCGGUCUGAAGGGAGCUCAAGCGCACCAGAAAAGCCUUUCGUUUUGCUGGCUGGAGGAACAGUACUUUAGCAGUUCUUUUUUGGUCAUGGACCGGUAUGAAGAUGUGUCAGAUUGUGAAGUGGAUCACUCCUUCUUUGAUAGUGAUUAUGAAGAAGAGGUGAAGAAAGAUAGAGCAACAACAAAAAUAGGUGGGAAGGAAAAUGGAGAAUAUGCACAAACAGAAAAUACAGGUGAAAGUAACCCUGACUUGAAAACGGAAACCAAAAUGGUGGAGGUUGCUUGUACUGAGGAAGAAAGGCAAGAGAAAGAGGCAGAAUCUCUUAAGGAGCACACGUUAGAGAAUGGUGCUUAUCAUCCUGAUAAUGAUGUGUCCUUGUUAGAAUCUUUAAAUUCAGACAAUGCAAGUACAUCUGGUAGAAUUGCAGUCCAAAGUGAAAGAACACAUGAAAAAAAUAUUCCAACCCUGAUUCCCCUAAUACAUAAAGAAUGUGAUGAAAAUUACUAUACAGAUGAAGAAGACAGCAGUGAUGACAGCAGAAACCAAAGGGUUAGACUUAAAUUGUCUAAGCAUUCUAAUAGUGCAAAGCUUAACAGGAAUAUUGCAGCCAGUUCCUCCUCUUCCUCUUCUCCAUCCUGUAGUUCCGAUACAGAUUGUUCAGACACAGAUUCUGAUGGUGGCUUGUCAGACUCAUCGUGCUCUUCUUCAAAAAAGAAAAGCCUGUGUAAUUUAGCGCUUCUUUCACCAAGACUAAAAUCUAGCCCAGGAAUCAAGUCAGUGGAAGUAAAACCAAAGUUGGGUGACUAUACAGAAGAGUCUGAAGAUACAGUAACUGAUGUAACUCCUCUGUCAACACCAGAUAUCAGUCCCAUCCAAUCUUUUGAACUUGCAGCAUCCAACGAUAAAAAACUAAAAGUUACAAGACAAGAAAAUGUGAGCCAGGACUUAUAUGAACCUGACUUGGAUCACAGAUGUCAGCAAAAGGUCCUGCAUGAAGCAAUGGAUUUGAAUCAUCUUUUGAAAGCUUUUCUGCACCUGGAGAAAAAGGAACAACAGAAGCUGAUGUUGGAUCAGUCCUCCCUAGGGUCAAGGAAAAACUACUCUUUCACAAAUGAGGAAGUGCGACAAAUUGAUCGGGAAAACCAAAGGCUCUUAAAAGAAUUGACAAAACACUCUGCAAAGCCCAGAAGCAAAAGUGUCUCACUGAAGAAAUCCUCAGGCCCGACAGCUAAGAUGUACCACAGCGCUAUCAACAGGCAGAGGGAACAGCAAAGGAUUGACAGAGAGAAUCUGGCUUUUUUGAAAAAACUUGAAGCAGUGAAACCAACAGUUGGUCUGAGGCGUUCAGAACAACUCAUGGAUUAUCAGCGGCAGAUGAGCUACCUCAGUGCUGCUGCUCCCACUCCAAGGCGAGGCAAGUCUGCUUUAAGCCACCACAGUCCUUCUCGAGGUGCUUCACGAGCCUCCAGUCACAGUGCAUCCAGUACGACCAGCCGAAGGAGUGAAAGACCUGUUUUUGACUCCUCCAGUGGAGCACUGCAGCGACUGAACCCCAGUAACAUUCGUGGUGCCUGGCUAUAAGUUAUUUGUACUUUACCACCAGAUUUCUAAUUCUGAUGUUUUUGCAGAUUGCUGUAAUUCAGUGCAAGAGUAUUGUAAUAUUCCCUGUUGGUAAUUAAAAGACACUGGAAAGUGACAUUAACUACAAACAGAUAUAAUAUCAAUGGGUGUGUUUGUUUUUGAGCAGGCAAAAUCUCUAUUAUAUUCGUUGGAUAGUAUCUUCCCAAUCAGUAUUUCCUCUUAGCAAGAUAUUUGUACAAGAAUAGUAGUAAUACUGUAAAUAUUAUUUAUAUUCUUCAGAACUCAAAUGAACUUCAGAUUUGAUAAUUAGAUGGUUAAAUUGCUGCACUUUUGGACCAGAAGUGUAAAAAUGUGUUUUUCAUUUUAAAUCUUACAAUAAAAAUGUGUGUGUUUAAUACCUAAAUCUUGAUUUCUUACAAUUUAGCUUGUAUAUUUUGAAUUUAGCAUAUUUUAUUUAUGCAAAGUCUUUCAACAUGAAUUACAUCCCUGAUGUUCAAUAUAAUAAUUUAUAAGGUCUUAUGGAAAUGGGAGGCAGAACAUAACGCUAUUCAAUUCAACUCCAUUACUUUAUGGUGAGUCUUGAAAUGAUGGUGGUCAACUGCAGGAUGCAGGACUUGAACUAAGUCCUUUCAGAUGAACUCGUGCUUUGCUUCUUCUCCAGUUCUGCAUUCCAAGGAUGUGUGUAUGUGUGUGUUCUUAUAAUUUCUCCAUGCUUAGGACUAAAAAUAUUUAAUCUUAAAUAUUCAAUAUUACUCGUAUCGUAACCAGUACAUUGGUUUUAUCCAUUGUCUCCUGUAACAACUUGACAAACGUGUCUUAAUUAAAAGAAGCUUGUGGAUUAAAUUCAGAACCUUGACAAUAGUUUUAAUGUCUUAAGCAGUAAAUAUUUAGACAGUAGUGUGGGAACGAGUGGUCUCUGUGAACUAGAGCUCUUUUGUUGACCUCGUAACAUGACCUUUGGAUUGCUCUGCCACUGUAAUGUAUUUGCUCAAUUAUGCUGAUUGAAUUGUUCUUUAAAGUUCCAUUAUUUCUUGAAUGAUGUACAAAUGAAGAGCAAUUUUUUGGGUGCACUUGUAAGUAUUCCUAUGGCAGUUUUUUUUCCCCUUGAUAAAAACCCACUGUAUGUGCUAGUUUUAAAUAGUGUCAUUACAUUUUACUUGAUUGGUUAUGGAAGACAUUUAAUUUGUAUUUCACUCUUUAAAGUUUAAGUAAAAUUAUUGAAUUAUAUCUGUGUUCAGCAUUGCACUUCCUUUCUGUGAAUAUUUUUUAUGAGUAUUGUAACAAAAUUAAAUAUAUGGAGGAAUUAUUUAAUAA
Messenger RNA from Elgaria multicarinata webbii, 2983 nucleotides. RefSeq names its product cilia and flagella associated protein 97 (gene CFAP97). Lineage: Eukaryota; Metazoa; Chordata; Lepidosauria; Squamata; Anguidae. Bases 176 to 1669 code for a protein of 497 amino acids. The record is from RefSeq and is a predicted model, not a curated record. Gene Ontology annotation, biological process: spermatogenesis. The transcript is spliced from 6 exons.